ACGCAUGCUCACGGAGCACUAGCUCGUCGUUGGGCGGAGCUACGCGAGGUGGACGUUGAGUUUGUGUGAUGUUGGGUUGACCGGUUCUCCUCCUUGACCACGUCUCCUCCUGAACUAGAAGGAAGUCGACCUAUGUGAGGAUCCAUACAUAGACAGAAGACAAUGUCUGGAAGCUUCUACUUCGUAAUUGUUGGCCACCAUGACAAUCCAGUUUUUGAAAUGGAAUUUUUGCCAGCUGGGAAAACAGAAUCCAAAGAUGAACACCGUCAUCUGAACCAGUUCAUAGCCCACGCCGCUCUGGACCUCGUUGACGAGAACAUGUGGCUCUCCAACAACAUGUACUUAAAAACUGUGGACAAAUUCAAUGAGUGGUUUGUCUCGGCGUUCGUCACUGCCGGGCACAUGAGGUUCCUCAUGCUUCACGACGUGAGGCAAGAAGAUGGAAUUAAGAACUUCUUCACUGACGUUUAUGACUUAUAUAUCAAGUUUGCCAUGAAUCCCUUUUAUGAACCCAAUUCUCCUAUUCGAUCAAGUGCAUUCGAAAGAAAAGUUCAGUUUCUUGGGAAGAAACAUCUUUUAAGCUAAAUGGGGAAAACUUCAGAAUCUCAGUGGGGUAUGCUCAGGAGUGUAUGUAUUGUAAGUUACUUGAUAAAAUAGCCUGGCAAACUCUGUGUCAGCUUACCUGUAUAUCAUGAAAUUUCUCUUAUAUUUAAAAAUCUCAUCUUUUUGUGUUAUCACUAUUAGUAGUUACCUGUGAACAGUUAUCACUAAUUUAAUAUUUUAUUUCAAAAAUCAAUAAGCCUGUAACUUUUUGAUUGAGAUAAUUAAAAAAAUCUUAGAUUCCU
Molecule: messenger RNA, 845 nt
Organism: Apodemus sylvaticus (European woodmouse)
Lineage: Eukaryota; Metazoa; Chordata; Mammalia; Rodentia; Muridae
Product: trafficking protein particle complex subunit 2
Exons: 2
Coding region: 163-585 (140 amino acids)
Biological process (GO): endoplasmic reticulum to Golgi vesicle-mediated transport
Cellular component (GO): nucleus; TRAPP complex; cytoplasm
Source: RefSeq, a predicted model, not a curated record